AUGGAGGCGAACAGGAUUGCGGAGGCCAGGGCGGCGGACUUGAUGCGCGCGCUGAGGUCGGAGGAGAUGAAACACAAGAGGGAGAAGGAUCAGGAGGGAGAAAACACACUCGUGCAGAGGCUGCAGGGGAGCGGUCGCGGCAGCGCCGGCGACGAGGGCAGCGAAAUCAGCAAGCUGAAGGAGAGCCUGCGGAACAUGCAGCAAGAGAAGAACGUACUGGUGAACGAGUUCGAGUGGAAGGAGCUCCAGUGGAAGACCCAGAUCGAAAACGCGCAGCUGGAGGUCGACGACCUGAAGCGACGGCUCGCCAGCGAGGCCAGCAAGCACCAGCUCCGCAUCGAGGCGCUGGAGGCCAGCGCCAAAGAGGCGCUGGAGGAGGCCAGAGCACCGCCACCGAGCCCCCCGCCGGCACCUGCCGAGCCCGCCCUCGCCCUUGGCUGGCUCCGCUGCCCGGUGCGCAGCGCCGGGCCGCCCCGGGUGGAGCAGCCCGCCUUCUGCCAGGAGAGACCUGCUGGAAGGUGGUCACCGAGAUCUCGGGCAUCGUCGCGCUCUGGUGCUCCGUCAGCGAGCACGUUAUCAAGCAGGCCUCCAGGGAGGCGAACCGCCUCUGGGGCUCCUCGAUGCUUGAGGGGAAGUCGGUGUUCUCCCUGGCCAACGGGCCUUCCAGCGCAUCGUGGCUCAAGAAGGCGUUCCAGUCCCACCAGCGCAUAG
This is a messenger RNA of Prorocentrum cordatum, 711 nucleotides long. NCBI's taxonomy places the organism in Eukaryota, Dinophyceae, Prorocentrales, Prorocentraceae. The record is from the annotation of a GenBank genome assembly.